Molecule: messenger RNA, 1592 nt
Organism: Pyrgilauda ruficollis (rufous-necked snowfinch)
Lineage: Eukaryota; Metazoa; Chordata; Aves; Passeriformes; Passeridae
Gene: SIGMAR1
Product: sigma non-opioid intracellular receptor 1
Exons: 3
Coding region: 1-372 (123 amino acids)
Cellular component (GO): endoplasmic reticulum
Source: RefSeq, a predicted model, not a curated record
AUGCGGGCGGGUGGAUGGGCUCCAUGUGCCUGCUCCAUGCCUCGCUCACCGAGUCGCUACUGGGCAGAAAUUUCUGACACCGUCAUCUCGGGGACAUUCCGGCAGUGGAAGGAGGGGACCACCAGAAGUGAGAUCUACUAUCCAGGCGACACCAUCGUGCACCAGGCGGGAGAGGCCACAUCAGUGCAGUGGAGUGCAGGCACCUGGAUGGUGGAGUACGGCCGGGGCUUCAUCCCCUCCACGCUCGCCUUCGCCCUGGCUGACACCCUCUUCAGCACUCAGGACUUCGUCACCCUCUUCUACACCCUGCGUGUCUACGCAAAGGGCCUGCUCCUGGAAGCAAAUGCCUUCUUCACCACCUUUGGGUGCUGAGCCCGUCUCACCAGGGCACCCUGCUGAGCCCGGUUGGCUCCUUUCCUCCCAGUCGUUUUCUCUUCCUCCCCGAGCCCAGGUUCUAGCAGAGGCAGCAGGAGAUCCCCUGUGCCUUCCCCAAAUUGUUCUGUCCUUUCCCCGCAGGCCAACAGGGUGCCAGGACAGAGGGACCUUGGCAGUCACAGCAACACAGAACGUCAGUUCUCUUUACUGCCUGCCCGUCCCUCCUUUCUAUCGGAGUCACGUCCUGCUUUUCCAUCCCUCGGGGCUGGAGUGGCCUUGCAGUGUACAAACACCCCUGUGUGCCCUCAGCAUGCAGUGGGAGAGAAGCUGGAGCUGGCUGUCCCCGAGCCCUGAAAGAUUUCCUCAGCUCCUGAGACACCAGGGGAGUGAUGCUGCCCUCGGGGCAGGGUGCACAGGGUAGAGCAGACCAGCGCACCCAUUGCAGAGGUCGGCCCCUCAGUCCCCCCUGUCUCUGGCAGCCUGCCGGGACUGCGGGCAGCGCAAAGUGCUGUGUCCAGCUGGCAGCAUCUCCCGUGGCUCCAUCCCUGCUGAUGUGGGUUGGCAGCACACAGUGUCACCCUGGCACAGGGAAGGAUCUGUGCUGAGACCCCCUGGCAGUGGGGGGAUGCCCGGUUUCUGUGCUGGAGAGCCCCGUGCUCCCCUGUGUGUCAUCUGCCCUGGGGCAGCUGGAGCUGGAAGAGGGUCACUUCCCCACAGUCCUCUCCAGGCAGUGCCCCCCACGGGGGAAACCCACCGUCUGUCGCCUUAAUGGAGACCCCGUUCUGCGUGGCCUCUUGGCUAUGCAGGCACCUAGUGUUCUCGAGUGCCCAAAUGUCUGUACUAGCUCAGGAUGGGAUCUCGCCCCUCAAAACGCUUCCCCUGGCUGUGAGACCCCCUGGGGACAGCCACUCUGCUCGGCUCCCGGCAUGGGAUCCCGGCUGCCAAGAGAGUGCUGUAAUCCUCCAACCAAACCCAGAUGUGCACCCUGCUUGUGCCCCUGUGGUCAGACCUGUGUGAGCUCACUGCUUGGUGGAGGGCUUUCACCUCCAUUCUGCUGCCAAACACGUGAGUGUGUUCUGGCCACCCAGGCCUGUAGCAUGUUGAUUCUCCUGCUCCCCAGACUGUCCCUGUUCUGCUGACCAGCAGCCCUGCACAAGGGCUAGUUCUUAAUUUGCUACCUGAAAAGAGAUACCAGUAAUAAAGUUGUUCAUCCCACA